Mesorhabditis belari is the source of this 1833-nucleotide messenger RNA. NCBI's taxonomy places the organism in Eukaryota, Metazoa, Nematoda, Chromadorea, Rhabditida, Rhabditidae. The record is from the annotation of a GenBank genome assembly.
AUGCUUCGACCUUGUAUAUUUAUUGCUGUACUAUUUAUUAUUUAUCAGUCGGCAGCCUCACAAAGUCUCACACCAAAUCAUGUCUCAUUAAAUGAAAAGCGGAAGCACAUCGAUGUCGACACGGCGUGGUUGGAUAAAAAGCAGCAAGAAGUGCAAAGGGUUUCCCUUGAUGCGUCAAACAAAGAGAAAGCGAUUCUGAGGCUCUUGAACUCGAAAAAGGAGCUCUCCGCGUCGGCGUCGGGAAACGUGGCCGCCGCCGAAAUUGCCGGCGGACAACGAGCGCAAGUGCAGCGAAUCGGGGACAAAGGAGGCAUUGCGACUGUUGAUGGACACAAAGCUCAACUCCGCACAAAAGACGACGAUGAGGGCCGUCAUGCGCUUUUGAAAGCCGAUGGGAAAUACGAGUUGGACACCAUCGCAAAGGGGGAUUUGAAAACGCCAAAAGAAACUGAGUUCGAGGCGCGAAACGAUCGCUUUAACUUCAAGGUGAACCCAGAGCAUCACGAUAAUCACACCGGUGACGGCACGGUCGCAUUCAAGGAUUUGGAAAAAGGCAAACAAGGUACUUAUGCGUACACGAUUGCACAAAACGGGAAAAAAACCGAUGCGACACUGUCAGCCGGUGAUGUGGGACCGGUCGGUGAUUUUGCGCAAAAUCUUUUCGGUAGACGCAGCGAGAAAUAUCAUUGUACAGCGGAAACUCCAGGCAUUUCACAAUGCUACGAUGCACAGGGACGGUCAGUUGGAAAGGUUGUAGCUGAUAAAAACGGGAACACGGUGAUCUACAAUGAGAAAGAUGUCCCGAUUGGCACUGGCUCUGUUCGCCAGCUUGGACCAAGAAGUUUUGAGGCAGUGAUCAGCAAAAAUCUCUUCAUCGCUCGGCUUAAAGACGCUCGAACAGCUCCAUGUUGUAGGGAGGUAAACGGUCAAGAGUGCGUAGCGCCGAUCAAACUCACCAAUCCACAAUUCAGCCAUCCGUCGCAAAGAGAGGGUGAUGGAACAGUGCAUUUAACUUGGCCCGACUGCUUCGAUAUGAGCAUUGACGUCACGUUGCCACCAGGCGUUCACAUCAACAAACUCGCCAUGAAGUUGGACGUUUCGAUUCAGCCGAUCGGCAAAUUGCGUUGCAUGGAUGUGGCGACGUGCGGCCGCGAGUGUUACUACUGUGAUUGGUGUAAGCCGAGCAGAAAACUCAAAUUGUUGGAGAACGCCGACGGGAAUUUAUGCCGAGCAACAGCCGAGCGAACGUAUCGAUUGACGACUCGUUUAUGUCCACCGCCUGAAGAUCCAAAUUUCACGAUGUGCUCUACGUUCACGAAGUCCGUUUGGCAAAAAGACUACUGGCAAAAGGAGGGCGCUGUCGAUGUUUGGAUGAAAUUCUAUGAGAGAGGACAGAGUCGGGCUGAGUUGGAAAAGGAAUUCUUUGCUCAACUCGACAAUCCGUUGCUCGGCAAAGCCUUCAAAUUGGCAAUCAUCGCCGAGUGGCUGGCGGCGAAUUCUUUGGAUCAAGGCAGCUACACUCCGACGAACUCCGAGCUGCUCGAGUACUGGGUGAGCAAACGGGACCCGGAUCGUCUGUUGGCUUGUCAACAUGGGGUGGUCGACUACGAGAUCGAGGGUGCUAAGGUGAAGACGAAUCUCCUCUUCGAAGCGGCCACAACGGCUAAUGACCUGCCGAACAUCUUCAAGGACAAGAAGUGCGGCAAGUUCGAGAAGUUACAAGAGGAGCGUUUCCAGGAAGAAGCAUCUGAUUUUAAACGACACGGUGGUGGUGGCAGCAUUCUUGGCGGUCUCGGCUCUUUCCUACAAACAGCACAGAAUUUCGCGCAAGGA